Molecule: messenger RNA, 410 nt
Organism: Talpa occidentalis (Iberian mole)
Lineage: Eukaryota; Metazoa; Chordata; Mammalia; Eulipotyphla; Talpidae
Gene: SMIM18
Product: small integral membrane protein 18
Exons: 2
Coding region: 91-387 (98 amino acids)
Source: RefSeq, a predicted model, not a curated record
UGCGUUACAAACAGACGAUACCAUCACUUCAACAGCAGCCUUUCAGACAAGAGAUUCAAAAGAGCAAUACAGGAAGUGGACUCACUAAGGAUGGCCUCCUUGAGCUCCAGCCUCUGGAAUGAAACCACUACAUCUGUUUAUCAGUACCUUGGUUUUCAAGUUCAAAAAAUUUAUCCUUUCCAUGAUAACUGGAACACUGCCUGCUUUGUCAUUCUGCUUUUAUUUAUAUUUACAGUGGUAUCUUUAGUGAUCCUGGCUUUCCUUUACGAAGUACUUGACUGCUGCUGCUGUGUAAAAAACAAAACUGUGAAAGACUUGAAAAGCGAACCUAAUCCUCUUAGAAGUAUGAUGGACAACAUCAGAAAACGUGAAAUUGAAGUGGUCUAGCAUGUUACAUCAGACGAACAUCU